Dujonia railenensis is the source of this 2235-nucleotide messenger RNA. The record is from the annotation of a GenBank genome assembly. NCBI's taxonomy places the organism in Eukaryota, Fungi, Ascomycota, Pichiomycetes, Serinales, Debaryomycetaceae.
AUGAAGUACGGAAAGAAAAGAUCUUAUCCAGGAUCCAAUUCCGACGACAAAAAGGGAGGAAACUUUCAGCAGCGUGGAAAGCAUGGAAGGAAAGAGAUGAGAAAUGUCACCAGAACCACUAGAAGAGGUCCAAGGCCUGGUGAAGUACAAGAACAAGAUGAAGAGAAUAUUAUGGGAGAAGAUAGUGAUAUUGAGGAUGAGAUCGAACAAGAUGUCAGUUCUAAAAAGAUGGGCGAAAUUCCAACGGGGGCAGCCUAUGAUGCUUUGUUAGUCCUUUUGAAAUCAGAGCUGAAGAGAGCGCCCAAGUCCAAGAACGGGAGCUCAACUGUUAGUGAGGAAUUGGGUGAUAAAAAUGGUGAUGAGGACGAAGACGAGGCAGAAGAAGAAGAAGAAGAAGAAGCAGAGGAUGAAGUAGCUGGUGCCAAAUUAUUUGAAAGCGACCAAGAAGAAAGUCAAUCUGAUUUUGAAGAAGAUCUCGAUUCUGAUGAUGAGCUCGAUCCUUUUGAAGCACAUUUCAAUCUUCAAUCUGACGACUACCUUCUGAGACAGGAAACCAUCCUUCGGCUGAAUCCAAGAUGGCCCAUAGUCUCCAAGAAUGCAUAUGACCUGGAAAAAUAUACUUCCCUUUUUCAGAGUCUUCCCUCAGCGGAAGCGAAGACACCAAGUCUGAAACCCCAAAACGAUUUGGAAUCGUUCAAGCAUAUCAAACAGAGAGUUAGGGAAUCUUACUUGCAAUCUAAUAGCGGUACCCUUACUACCAGAGAGUCUAUGCUUUUAGAACCCAUGUUAAACUACACAGACAUAAAUUACCCUUAUAGAUCAUUUGAAAACAAGCAAUACCGUAAAUUGUAUCUCUUACAUGUGUUGAACCAUGUCAAUAAAACCAGAGACAGAGUGAUUAAGAACAACAACAAAUUGAGAGCAUACCAAGAAUCUCUCAAAGACAAGAAAACGAGGAAAGGAAAGGGCGAAGAGCUGGAAGAGGAAGAAGAAGUAGAAGAACCAGAGUUUAGAGACCAAGGGUUCACUAGACCAAAGGUGCUCAUCCUCUUACCUACUCGUGAAUCGUGCUAUGAGUUAGUUGAGCAGUUGAUUCAAUUGUCCGGUAGUGAGCAGCAAGAAAACAAGGGAAAAUUCAAAAAACAGUUCCAUAACGAUAGUGUCCCACCUGAGUACAAGCCUGAGGAUUUCAGAGAUGCGUUCAAGGGUAAUAAUAGUGAUUUCUUCUGCAUUGGUGUGAAAUUCACCAGGAAAACUGUCAAGCUUUAUUCUUCGUUUUAUACAUCGGAUAUAAUUCUAGCAUCUCCUAUUGGUUUAUCUAUGAUUUUAGAAAACACUGAUAAAAAGAAAAGACAAUAUGAUUUCCUCUCGUCUAUCGAAGUAUUGAUUAUCGACAGAGCCCAUCAAAUUGAAAUGCAAAAUUGGGAUCACGUCAACACGGUAUUGAAGUAUGUGAAUAAGAUCCCCAAGGAAUUCCACGACGCAGAUUUCUCAAGAAUAAGAAUGUGGUCUAUCAACGAUCAGCUGAAGUUGAUAAGACAAAACCUAAUAUUCUCAGAGUAUGCAUCUCCCAAUAUAAACAAUUUCGUUCUGAAGUCGAUGAACUUGCAAGGAAAAUUGAAGUUUAAGCCUAGUAACACCAAUGACACUUGCAUGAUGAACUCCAUUGGAUUGAAAUUGAAGCAAAUAUAUCACAGAUUUGAAUCCAAUCUGUCACCAAUGCAGGACCCCGACUUAAGAUUUAAGUUCUUCAUCAACUCCAUCUUGCCUUCGCUUACUAAAACAACUUCCUACGAGGAUGGACUUCUUAUCUAUAUUCCAUCUUACUAUGACUACUUGAGAAUUAAGAGCCAUAUGAUGGACCACACCAAGUUAACCUUUGGCAGUAUUGAUGAAUAUUCCUCUCAAGCUCAGUUGUCUAGGACAAGAACUGCAUUUGCUAGCGGCAAGCUAAAGGUUUUACUAUACACUGAAAGAUUACACUACUUCCGUAGAUUUGAGAUUGGUGGUGUGAAGAACUUGUUGAUGUAUGGAUUGCCGAGCAACCCGCUUUUCUACAAGGAUUUAGCCAGAUUCAUCGGGAAAUCAGUGUACAAGGGCGAUGCAGACUUAGAUCUCUCAUUUAUGAAGAUUUUGUAUUCCAAAUGGGAUGCAAAUACCUUAGAGAGGAUAGUUGGCUCUGAAAGAUGCUCCGUGUUGUGCAAUUCGGUCAAUGAAAUGUUCGAAUUUAGAUAA